UUUUAGUUUUCCCUGCACCAUUAGUUGGGUUUGUUGUGUUUCACAAUAUUAUAAUAUAGACAGUGUCUGCCACACAGAUGAUUGGAUAAUCAUUAUUACAAGACAGUGUAAUUGAAUAUUAAUUUGUGUGGUUUUAUUUCGAAAUCUCUGUCGAAGCUGUUUUCCGUAUUUGCUAUUGAAUAGUACCUAUAGUCUGUAUUCAAAUUAGUUUUCAUUUGAAUUAAAAAUGCUUUCACUUUUCGGCUAUACACUACAGCGUAGUGUAGUCAUAAAUUCAAUUUCAUUUCCUGUUGGAAAAAUCUUUAAAUUUGUUCUAGACUCCCCCAUCUCCUCUAAACCUAGCCAUUUGGUCAGAGCUGCUAUUUUGGUUGACCCAAUAAUUUCAAAACAAUAUCGAUAUUUUUCGUCAGAUUCUCACAAUAAUAUGGAAAAUAAAACGGAAAAAAUGUCUGUUGACAAGGAGGAACUUAGAAAACGUUUAACACCUUUACAAUAUCAAGUUACACAAGAAGCUGCAACCGAACGACCUUUUACAGGCUGUUACAACAAACACUAUGAAAAGGGUGUUUACCAAUGUAUAGUAUGUCAUCAGGAUUUAUUUAGUUCGGAUACAAAAUACGAUGCUGGUUGUGGUUGGCCUGCUUUCAAUGAUGUCUUAGAUAAGGGCAAAGUUACUUUACAUCGUGACGCUAGUAUACCAGGGGGUAAUAUUUUACUACUAAUUAAACAUCCAGAACGCAUACGCACAGAGGUACGCUGCGCCAGAUGUAAUGCCCACAUGGGUCAUGUAUUCGAAGAUGGUCCCAAACCGACACGCAAACGUUAUUGUAUUAAUUCGGCUGCCAUUGAAUUUAUCUCAGCGGAGCAGUUGAACAAAGGUGUGGUCACAACGGCUAAUGUUAAUACAGCAACUCCAAUUGCUCAACAAUAACAGAGAGCUUAAUUAAUUCUUGUUGUUUUUUUGAUUUUCAAAAUAAAACUUAUACAAAACCAAUAAAAUAUGUAAUACUCAAAUAUGUACGCAAUCUGCAAGUACAUAUUUGUGUCCCUGAGGCCAAUUAUAUUUAUAUAAAACAAUUUUUUUGUAAUUUGUUUUAUAAUACCAUAGAUAAAAUGCUUGAAUAAUGUCAAUUUAAAUUCUUAGCAAUAACAAUAAAAAUUAAAAUUAUUAUUUAAAAUAUUCAUUGUUAUACUAAAAAAAGUAAAUUUAUGUAAUAUGUAAUAAUAACAUUAUUUGAAUUUAUGUUUUUAAUUGUUCUUAAAUAAUUUCAGUGUAAAUAGCAAAUAAUAAUAAUAAAAAAAGAAGGCAAAUAAAACAGAACCCUUAAAUUGUAUUGUUAUUAUCUGUCACAUACACUUUCUUUCCUUUUUUUCAUAAUUUGUUUAAUAAAUUCUUAUUUAAAAUAUUUCCAAAUGUAUGUUUAUAUAUUUAAUACCCAAAAUAAAAUUGUAUUUUUAUAAAUUUAAACUUUUAUCUAAAUAAAAA
Messenger RNA from Calliphora vicina (urban bluebottle blowfly), 1486 nucleotides. It is a transcript of the gene SelR, whose product is annotated as methionine sulfoxide reductase SelR. NCBI's taxonomy places the organism in Eukaryota, Metazoa, Arthropoda, Insecta, Diptera, Calliphoridae. Gene Ontology annotation, cellular component: cytoplasm. The transcript is spliced from 4 exons. Gene Ontology annotation, molecular function: peptide-methionine (R)-S-oxide reductase activity. The record is from RefSeq and is a predicted model, not a curated record. Gene Ontology annotation, biological process: protein repair; response to oxidative stress. Bases 227 to 931 code for a protein of 234 amino acids.